Messenger RNA from Dalotia coriaria, 770 nucleotides. RefSeq lists its product as uncharacterized. The record is from RefSeq and is a predicted model, not a curated record. Bases 93 to 770 code for a protein of 225 amino acids. The transcript has 3 exons. NCBI's taxonomy places the organism in Eukaryota, Metazoa, Arthropoda, Insecta, Coleoptera, Staphylinidae.
GAAUUAGCAGUCGGAUUUCUUUCAUUUUUAUUUUUAUCUUCACAGUGUUACUGUAUCAGUAUUAUUCUGCUAGUAUAGUCUCGAUAUUAAUCAUGGCUCCAGCGAGAUUCAUUAAAACUCUGCAAGAUUUAGCAGCAAGUUCAAUGGUUCUUGCAAGUGAAGAUGUUUUGUACCAUCGAGAUUACUUUAAUAAACUAGAAAAUGAUUCAAUUGUUGGUCGUCUACACAAGAAGAAUCCUUCUGGUGGCUAUGCACAAUUCUACGUUGAACCGGAAAUUGCGCUACCAAAAGUAGCAGCUGGUGGAUUCGCAUAUCAUGUUGAGCUUGCCACAGCCUAUCCAAUUAUGUCUAAGAUUUUUGACGAGGAUACUCUUUGUAAUCUGGAUCAAAUUGAAUUGUAUCAUUUACAACAAAUGCAUCAACCAUUACAGAAAGGUUCAGAAUUUCGUGAAAUGCUUGAUUAUAUUUUACACAAAAUGGAUGAGUAUGGCGUUCUGCAUCGACAAUUGAAGCAUUGGCACACAAAAAGGCCACAGUGUAUUCGUUCACGUCCCGCUACCAUGUCAGUAACCAUUGACGAAUUCUACCCUGCACUGAGUUUGCUUUUCGGGGGAAUAGUAUUCAGUCUAAUAGUUUUAAUCUUAGAGAAUGUAGUACAUCUGCGCCAGAUUAAAGUGGAGGAAGAAAAAAUGAGAAAAAUGCUUCGGACUAACAAAAACUAUGGAAUGAUUAAACGCGUCACGCCACUGAUCAAAAAUGGCGACUCUUAA